AUGGAUCCUAGUUCGAAUGAUCAUCAAGAACAAGUCGAAGCCAUUGACGAUCUUCUUGAAGAUUUCUGGUUCUUUGAUAACUUACUUGACAGAAGAUCAAGAAGCUUGAGGUACUGUCACUCAGAUCCUUACCCUUUUUCUCCUCCUCCUCCUUCUUCCUCUUCUUCUUCCAUUCAUCCAAAACCUGAAUUCCCAAAAACUGGAGAUUCGGAUUCGGAGAAGAAGCUUUUAGAAGCUUCCACCGAGGGAGAGUCGGUACCACCGCCGUGUAUAGAGAAAAAAGAAGGCGGAGGCGAGCCUGAGAAGAUAAACAAGAUGAGAAGACAGUUCUCUGAGAAGAUUAGGGUUCAAGAACGAACAACUUACUUUCAGAAGAAGGAACCUGUGGUUCGAGAAAAGGCAAUUAAACAAGGUUCUAUAAGAAGUAGAACAUGUGGUAAUAAUAACAAUAGUGUCCAGAGUUGCCAGAUGGGAGGGAGUUUGCAGAGAACUCAAACAUUACCGACUUACAUAGGAAGAGAAGAUGAUGGAAAUGAGUUUCAAGAUCAAGAGUGCGAGGAUUCAAGAAUGGGAUUCUUGAUCCGUGAAGCCAUUGCAAGCUCUUCUUCUGUGUCUACUCCAACGAAACAAAACACUCUAAAGGUUUCAAGCAUUCCUAGGCAUAGACCACCAAGAAGCUCGAGAUCAGAAGAGGCUAUUCAAGAAAUGGUGGUCAAAUCACAAAGAAGCUCAAGUCGCAAGACGCUGCGUAAGUCGUUAAGCAGCAUCGAGACGAAAGAGAUUCAGAUGUUAAAAGAAUUGGUCACUGAAUCGGAGAAGAAGCAAGAAAAAGCAGAGGAAGAACAGGGGAGGGUCCCACCCGCCGUCGCCGUGAAAAACCGGUCUGCAGCGGUGGUGGUGGGACAGCCACUUCCGGUUUGGGUUCCAAAUGAUUCGAGAAAAGACAUGAAAGCUCAAAUCAAGUUCUGGGCUCGAACCGUCGCUAGUAAUGUUCGACAAGAAUGCUGA
Messenger RNA from Microthlaspi erraticum, 1008 nucleotides. The record is from the annotation of a GenBank genome assembly. NCBI's taxonomy places the organism in Eukaryota, Viridiplantae, Streptophyta, Magnoliopsida, Brassicales, Brassicaceae.